ACGGCCUUUAGGGCAAAUUUUUUGUACACUGUUCUAUCUAGAUAUAAAAUGAAUAUGAAAUCUCGUCGACUAGAUUCCCCACGAAACCCUCCAUCACACCCAAUGUCGGCUGAUGGGAAUGUCACAGGAAUAGGAGAGGAUAAACAAAAGGAAAGAGGAAAAAGCAGGAUCCCACAAAUGACUUUCACAGAACCGACCUAUCAUCGCAGUUCUCCGAAAAAAAAUGCAGAUAGGCAAAAGUAUGAGACGGGGCGGCCGCGAUCUGCCACGACCCGGCUGCCGCCGACGCACCCGACGUUGCUGAUGCAGGACAUGCGCCAGAACAGGAUAGUCAAAGACAAACCUGCUCUUAAGCGGCCACCGAAUAUUUCGAAAACGUCGGCACCGUUCCAUCCUCCAACACCGGUGAUCAACGUACCCAUGUCACUAUCGCCGGAAAGUCGAGUUUCAGAUGAUGAGGCCAUGUUCUCUUCGGAGGAUAGGAAGAGAAUGCAGUUAAAGUUGCGCUGGCAAGAAAAUAUUGCAAAGUUCGAAACUGUAAAGCGACAGUUGCAUGAAAAACAGCGCGAUUUACUGCAAUUAUACGCAACAUUACGUGCAAGUCACAGGGAGUUGUUGAGUAUGGGCCAAACGAUGUGCUUACCGCCGUCAGAGGAUUUGUCGAUCAUGAAUGUUUCCAAACUGGCUCCUGGACAACUGCUGCAACUGUGUGCUGGGGCAGAGAUCAAUGAAUUACGGAUGACUAAUAAUGUUCCUUUUGAUAUGCAUAAAUUACGUGAGAUACCAAACAAAAUCGUUGCUUCGUGCGAAGUAACUCUUAACAGUAGGAAGGAUAUAAUCGAUUGGUUCGAGGACAUCAUUGCUAAAAAAAUGAUUACGAAAAAUGUUCUCAUUAAAAAAAUCAAAGACUUUAAAGCUGAGAAUGAAGAAUUUAAAAAAUCACUGGAUAAACAUAAAGAGGAUUAUUUGCGGUUUAUAAACGAGUCUGAGAAGUAUUUCAAACAUGGUGCGAAUGCCACAAUAAGCAAUGAACUGUGUUUUCAAACUUUAUCAUUAAAAUUAUCAGAAGUUAAUACAUUAAACGAUGGUCUCCGAAAAAGACUUCAAGAGGCGGAGAACAAAGCAAAAUUUUGUGAAAAUAAGUCAAAGGAGUUAGAAAAGCAAUUAAUAAAGGGGGAGAAGCAUAAAAAAAGAGAUUUACAGUGUAAAUUAAAAGAAGAGGAAAUCGUGCAACUAAACUUAGCGUUAGAAGAAGCUAAUUCUAAAAGCCGGACACUAGAACAAACGGUUUGCCAAUUGUGCGAAGAGAAUAAAGAAAUGCGGUCAAACUAUGAUACUAGACUGAAAAAACUUAAUGAAUCUAUAGAUAUAAAUGCGAAACUGUUUGAUGAAAUCACAGCGGAUCGAAGCAAACUCUUAACCGAGAAACAAGAGCUAGAAAAGCAACUACUCGAAAUUAAGAAUAAUUUCGAUGAAACUUUACGCAGUACAAAACACGAAUCAAAUGCAUGCGUUGUGAAGUUGAUGGAAGCAGAGAAGAAAUAUAAAGAAUUAUUAGAUGAGAAGAGUACAAUGGCCGAUAAAAUUGAAUCUAUGUGUGGACAACUUCUUGAGUCAGAAACACGAUUCAAAGAAGUAUCAGAUAAACUAAAAGAGGCGGAAUCAAAUUCAAGACAUGUAGUCGAAUACCGCAAGGAAUUGGAAUUGUUGAACCGACAAGCUGCAAAUACUAAAGAAGAACUUCUGGAAUAUAAAAAUACUAUAGCCAAGCAAUCAGAUGCUAUUCAACAAUUACGGCAAAAUGUUAAUGAUGUCGUCAAUUCAAGGGAGCAGUUGAAAAAUGAUUUGAAUAAUAAGGAAAAGUAUAUUUUGGAGCUGAAGGUUUACGAAAUGCCCUCGAAAAACGACUUCUAGAAAGUGAAUUUAAAAUACAAACGUAUUCAGAUGAAUUAUCAAAUAUCAAAAAUCUAUUAAAAGAAGUUUUCGGAGAAUUCGAAACUAUCGAACAUUUGCAUGAAUUGAUAUCGGAACAAACCCUCCAACUAAAAGAAGCAAAUUUAAAAAGUAACAAUUUUAAUAAAGUUCUUAAAGAAAAGGACGCUGAACUACAAAAACUAUUUGAUGCCAUAACAGAGCAGAAGCGUUUGAUAGAGGACCGGGAAGCUGGUCUGAAGACGCUAAAGGACAAGAAUGACGAACAAAAUAACAUCAUUAAUUUGCUGCGAAAUAAUUUGGAAGAGAGGACUCGGGCGGAUAUAGAGAUUAAUCGAUUACUUGACGAGAAAAAUACUGAAAUCGAAUCACUCAUGAGUCACAUUGAAAAGAGAAAGGAACAAAUUUCACAACUGGAGAAAAUAAUCCGAACUCUAGAAAAUCAAGUGGCAAAGUUAAGCGAUCAGAAGAGAACGGCACGCGAAGCUGCAUCGGCACUCGAAAAGAAACUUAGUGAAUAUGAAUCUUAUUACAUAACCAAUACACGGAAGACAGAUUCGCCGAUCGAUAACUUGGAUGAUCUAAUCAACAUUCUAGAGUACGAGCUUACAAACCCUUCAGACGAUCGACUGAAUAGUCCGAAACAAGAAAUAGAACAUCAUAAAAAUAAACAAGACCCAUACAAAGACUUUAAAAGUCACAUUCUGGAUAAUUUUGAUACGUAUCAGUUACAAAAAAGUGCACCAAACAAAGGAAUGAAUACUAAUUUGAAAAAGAGAUAUUCCCUAAAUAAAGACCAUUACAAAGGUGAUAGUGUUCGUGGGAACAAAAUGUUUCCAAAUGUGGCAUCAGACUUCGCUGCCCAUCCAAAAGUAGCUUCAAAGGCAUCUAAGGACAAUAAAAUUUCGCCAGUAGCACACCAGAGAGCAAAUGUCAAUUAUUGUUUGUUACCUAACCACUUGAAGGAUGUAAAAAAAUUAAAGAUGUUUAAGCUCGCUGGUCAUAAAUUGCAAUAAAAUUGUAGAAGUAGUACUAUUGUACUAAAUUAAACUAAGUGUUCGAAAGUAUAGUUGAGAAUAAUGUACCUAAUACCAUGUUUUAUUAUACUGUUGCCUGUAUUGUUUCCCAUACAAA
Molecule: messenger RNA, 3066 nt
Organism: Leguminivora glycinivorella
Lineage: Eukaryota; Metazoa; Arthropoda; Insecta; Lepidoptera; Tortricidae
Product: coiled-coil domain-containing protein 186-like
Exons: 18
Coding region: 49-1914 (621 amino acids)
Source: RefSeq, a predicted model, not a curated record